GGAUAUCCCAAGCGACCCACUUCUCUUCCUACUACGAUGCCCGCCCCAACGUGCUCCUCCUGCCAGGCAGCCCGCGCUGCCCUCCGCCGCCCGCGCUCGGGGCAGGCGCUAUGCGGCUCCUGCUUCUGUGCAGCCUUUGAGGCCGAAGUGCUGCACACCGUGCUGGCAGGUAGUCUGCUGCCCCCGGGCGCCGUGGUGGCUGUGGGCGCUUCGGGCGGCAAGGACUCCACAGUACUGGCACACGUGCUGCGCGAGCUUGCGCCACGCCUGGGCAUCACGCUACACCUGGUGGCCGUGGACGAGGGCAUCGGCGGCUACCGCGAUGCAGCGCUGGAGGCCGUGAGCAGCCAGGCAGCGCGCUGGGAGCUGCCGCUCACGGUUGUGGCCUAUGCAGACCUGUUCGGGGGCUGGACGAUGGAUGCCGUGGCCCGCAGCACUGCCGGCUCUGGCCGAAGCCGCUCCUGCUGCACCUUCUGCGGGGUGCUGCGGCGGCGCGCACUGGAGGAGGGCGCGCGCCUCGUGGGAGCUACACACAUCGUGACAGGUCACAAUGCCGACGACAUGGCGGAGACAGUGCUCAUGAAUUUCCUACGCGGUGAUGCGGGGCGGCUGGCGCGGGGCGGAGUGCUGGGCUCAGCUGGAGAGGGGUGCGCUCUCCCGCGGUGCCGGCCGCUGCAGUUCGCUUCGCAGAAGGAGGUGGUGCUGUACGCGCACUUCCGCCGCCUGCGCUACUUCUCGGAGGAGUGUGUGUAUGCGCCCGAGGCUUUCCGGGGUCACGCUCGCGACCUGCUCAAGCGCCUGGAGGCGGUGCGGCCAUCCGCAGUGCUGGACCUCGUGCACUCAGCGGAGCGCCUGGCUCUUGCCCCGACGGCUCGGCCCCCUCCUCCAGGCACCUGUUCCCGCUGCGGGGCGCUAGCCAGCCAUACCCUCUGCCAGGCCUGUGCACUCCUGGAUGGCCUCAACCGAGGCCUGCCACGCCUGGCCAUCGGCAAGGGCCGCCGCGUGUUGCAAGCCAAGCGGCCACUGCCCGUGAACCCGAGUCAGGCCACCAGUGACCCCCUGGCCCCACGGGGACCCUGUACCUGUGAGCAAUCCAAAGAUGGAGCCACCCUUUGCGGGGAUGGAGGGGACCCAGCAGGAGCCACCUGUGUCCUGCAAAGUGACCUUAGCCCCACGGAGUGACCUCAGCACUGCACUCUACAUUGCCCUGUGCACUGGGAAGUGAGUGUACUCUGCAGUGGCCUGUGCCUGUGAAAUGACUGCCCUGCAAUGCCCUGUCCUUCCAGAGCUACCCAUGACUGCCCCGUGGAGGGGCUGUACCCUGCCUUAACCUAUCCAGUCUGUCAUUUCUUCCUGUGAAAAUAGAACUGGCUUGCCUUCACCCCAUCACAUCUCUGCAGAGAGGAGACUCCCUCCAGGGAUCAAAGUAGUUGGCCAACCAUGUCCAGCUUGGCUCUGCAUAGUAAGGACUGGCCACCAGGGGGCUCCAGACUUCAGGGUGCUGCCCUGCCAUAUAGGAAAUUGAGAGGCUGAGAAGAGACUUGGGGAUGUCAGUCCCACCUCCAGGGGUGACCUGGCUCCUCAAGAGCUAACUGUCUCCUGUGGUAGAGUACUAGAAGCCUUCCCUGAUCCUUCCCUAACCUUGGGCAGAGAGUGCUUCUUAGCCUCUGGUCCUGUCCUUAUGGAAGUAACCUGUUGACUUCUUAACUUAAUAGGUACCCAUUUUCCUAAUUAAGUUAGGUCUGAAAGGCCGAGUGGAUGCCCUGCCUCCUUCAGGUGCCCUUGGGGCUAUUAAACACCAUGCCAAUUAUUCAUUCAGCAAAUAUUGGGCAUUCCUUUGUCUGGUCCUCUAGGUGCCGGGAAGCUGCAAUGAGCAGAAGCAGGAGCCUCUCCUGCCAGGCAUUUACAGCCUGGGAGGAAAGGACAGCAUGCAAAUAAAUAUCAGGUGGUUGUGACUGUC
Molecule: messenger RNA, 1960 nt
Organism: Phodopus roborovskii (desert hamster)
Lineage: Eukaryota; Metazoa; Chordata; Mammalia; Rodentia; Cricetidae
Gene: Ctu1
Product: cytosolic thiouridylase subunit 1
Exons: 2
Coding region: 37-1182 (381 amino acids)
Biological process (GO): tRNA wobble position uridine thiolation
Cellular component (GO): cytosolic tRNA wobble base thiouridylase complex; mitochondrion
Molecular function (GO): tRNA binding
Source: RefSeq, a predicted model, not a curated record